CGAUUGACUAGGUCUGCUUGAAGUCGCACCUCCUCCGUGCAUCGUGUUGGGUCUCUUCUGGAAGGCCGCACGAUAUCAGCGGCGCAUCUCUCCUGAAUUCCUCCACAACGGGGUUCUCCCAAUAUUGUCCCCAGGUCCUGGACAGUCACACCUGGGCGUGAAACACACUGGAUGUUCGCCGAUUCAACCUAGGAACACGACCGCAUGUACAGAUUUUUUGCCCCGUGACCAUGUGCUGUAAAGAGUGAGCUCGGCGACUGGUGUCAACUUUACGAAACGUCCUCUGUGAUCGCGAGGUGCUCCCGCGACGUUCUUUUAAGAGUGACCUUUCCUUUCUCCAUUUCAACGGUCUUUGAAUCAGCCGAGUUCGGAGGCACCAUCCGGAUGUCGUCUUCUGACGGAAGAACCUCUUCCACGGUGGAACGAUCCGUCGAAACAUCAUCUUGACUUGCGUCUACUCGUCGUCCUUUCAAAAUCCCUUCUCGUCCCCUUGGUCCUGCGUUCUUCCCUCCUCCUGGUUAGGCCCCUCCCUCCCCCCUUGCAAUUCUUCCCCAGAAGUCUCUACUGGUUGUUUCGGACCGCUGAAUCGCGACAGGCAGCUACACUGAGAGGAGGAAAGGCGCAGACUGAGAGGAUCGCGAAGAAAUGAAUCGUUUUCUCUAGUCUACUGCGAAACUUCUCGGUGUUUUUCGAGAUGGGGAACGCUCUGAAGCGGAUGGUUUUCCAGCCGCCAUCGCCGCCCACGUACGAGUGCGACGCGAGUUUCAUCUGGCUCACCACUCGAAGACGCCAGCGGAUUCCGGCAUUCUUCAUCGACAUAGGGGCAAGCCUCACCAUCAUCUUCAGUCACGGAAAUGCAGAAGAUAUCGGCAUGGUCAUCGAGUACUUCAAGGAGGUCUCCCGCCUGUGGAACUGCAAUUUCUUUGUCUACGACUAUGUCGGAUAUGGGCACAGCACAGGGAAGCCGUCAGAGCAGGGAGUGUAUGACUCAGUGGAAGCGGCGUUCGAGUAUCUGACUCUUCAGCUUGGCUUGCCGGCGAGUUCGAUCGUCGUGUAUGGCCGUUCCCUUGGCACCGGGGCCUCCUGCCACUUGGCGUCUCGCCACCGUCUGGCGGGGAUGAUUCUUCAGAGCGGACUGACGUCCAUCCACCGAGUGGGGCUGAACACGCGCUUUUCGCUGCCAGGAGACAUGUUCUGCAACAUCGACAAGAUCGGGAGAGUGGACUGUCCAGUCUUCAUCAUUCACGGAACGAAAGACGAAAUUGUUCCUGUUCACCAUGGCAUGGAACUGUACAAUCGCUGUCCCUUGAGCGUAACUCCCUACUGGGUUGAAGGCGGUGGACACAACAACUUGGAGCUUUUGGGUCGACGAACCUUCUACGAAAAUGUCGCUCGCUUCCUCAAGUUUGUUCGAGCUCGAGAGACCCCGGGUGUCCGUUCAGGUCCCCUCAGUUCCACGGCGCGUCUCGUCAGAUGAAGCUCUGCGUGCCAUCAAACUUCCUCGCGGGCGGUCGUCGUCGCCGAGAAUCCGGUCUGCACCUCAGGCCUGACUCGUUCGCCACACCCACGCGGUGAAGCGGACAUGAUGAGGGAGCUUCACGUCGACCGAAACAGAUGGGGGUUCAAACAUACAUGCGUAGACCUACAGCUAGGAAGUACACGUAGAAGUAUAGGCGCAUGCAGAGUUCGUCUAGAGAGGGAUAUCGGGUGUUGAGGCAGGCGCGACAGAGCGAGAGAGGUCGUGUCGU
Messenger RNA from Toxoplasma gondii ME49, 1748 nucleotides. Its product is annotated as alpha/beta hydrolase, putative. The transcript has 5 exons. The coding region runs from base 695 to 1477 and encodes 260 amino acids. The record is from RefSeq and is a predicted model, not a curated record. Lineage: Eukaryota; Apicomplexa; Conoidasida; Eucoccidiorida; Sarcocystidae.